GUCCUUCCAGUGUUAAAAAUAAAUAUUGAAUUUUUGUUAAAAGACGGGCUUAAAAAUUAAAUCAAUAACAAGAUAUCGUUAAAAUGAUCGCUAGGCCGUGGACCGACGACUUGCCGAAGUGUAAAAAUACGUGUGUAGCCUCUUAUUUCUCACAACUCGGCGGUGGUAGUUCUUCCAACGAUGACUAUCUUUGCUUUUAUUGUCAGACGGAGGAUAAUUCAUGCCUGUAUGGAGUUUUCGAGCCUCAUAAUGGCCUUGACGCAGCUCGAUUUAUCAUGCAGAGGAUGGCUGCAGAGUUGCUGUUCCCACCACCCUCCAUUAAUAAUUCUGAAGACGAGAUCAGAGAAAGACUGCGUAAUGCAUUUGUAUCAGUAGAAAAGGCAUACAUAGAGAACUAUGACGGUAUGAUAGCUGAGAGAACGAGCUUGCAAUAUAGACUGCAGACGUUGAAUGAAACACAGAUAUCCCAAAACUGCGACAACAUAUUACUCCGGUUGAAGGAGAUAGACCAGCACCUCUCUGGUGGUGCGACAGUCGCCCUAGCGUUGGUUCACAACGACCGACUGUAUGUCGCCAACGUUGGCGAGACGAGGGCGUUGCUGUGCAAGACUGAUGACAACUCGGUGUUACGAGUGGUACAGCUAACUGUAGACCACAGUCUACACAACGAGGAUGAGCUUCUACGGCUAUCACAGCUUGGGUUGGACGUCAAUAAGCUGAGGAAUGCCCAAUACCUCGGCAACCAGCCCGGCACCCGCUGCCUCGGCAACUACCUAGUGAAGGGCCUGUACCGGGCGUUCCCGUCGCUCGGCGCGGCCGCCUCGGAGCCCGUGCUAGCGGAGCCCGAGAUACACGGACCCAUACCGUUGGAUGAGUCGUGCAGAUUCCUAGUCCUAGUCAGCGCGGCGGUAUACAAACGCAUACAAGAAGUGAAAGGAUACGAACAGACGAACAAACAACUCGUCCAAACCAUAGUAGAGAACUUUCGUAAGCAGACGGACUUUAGGAAAUCCAGCCAGACGGUCCUACAGGAAAUUGAAGAAGAAUUCGUCUCGUACUGCGUCAAAAACAACCUAACUCCUAAACCAAAUACUCAUACGUCACUGCUAAUAAGAAAUUUCAACUUUUUACCACCCAUACAAAGCGAAGUCAAACCGAAUGUAAGAUUCAAUCCGAUAGUGCAGUCAAAAUCAAAUACGUUACUAAACGAAAUCGAUUUUUCGAACGAGCAAUCGGAUACGAAUCGGUCUAUCGAUAGUCGAUCGAUUGAUACGAAUCGAUCUAUCGAAUCGUCGGAUAUCUAUCCGAGUCAGCCUUACGAUAGGGAUAGGAGAAUUAAGGGAUAUGUAGAUUUCUCUUGUUAUUAUGAAAAUGUGGCGAAAGCGAGGAAAAAUGGCACUCUACCGGGUUUUAUUAAAUAAUUAUGAUCCAAAGAUGUAUAUUAUAUGAGAAGUAUGUACUUAAUUUUUAUUGUAUUUAUUUGUAUUUACAUAAUUUAUUUUCCAUACUAAUAGUAUUAUAAAGUAUGUCUUUCUCUCUGUUACCUUUUCACUACUGAAUCGAUGAAGAUUUGAAUAACCCGGAAAAUGUAAGGUCCCGUCCCGUGUGAUAAAUUGGGAGUUGCGACUUGCGAGAUAGGGCCUGUUUCACCACUUCCUGAUAGG
Aricia agestis (brown argus) is the source of this 1664-nucleotide messenger RNA. It is a transcript of the gene tab1, whose product is annotated as TGF-beta-activated kinase 1 and MAP3K7-binding protein 1-like. The transcript has 7 exons. Lineage: Eukaryota; Metazoa; Arthropoda; Insecta; Lepidoptera; Lycaenidae. The record is from RefSeq and is a predicted model, not a curated record. The coding region runs from base 84 to 1421 and encodes 445 amino acids. Gene Ontology annotation, biological process: protein dephosphorylation. Gene Ontology annotation, molecular function: protein serine/threonine phosphatase activity.